GGAAGCAACAGGCUUUUCAGGCAUAAACACCUUAAACAAUACUUUCUCCAUGCUAGUACACCACAUGCAAGGGAGUUUAUCGUGACAUUGACAUUAUCAAUGGCGUUUGUUGGACGAUAAGAAGCAAGGUCCGGUGUCAGAAAUUCAUACGUUUAGAUUUUGGAUCAAGUAGUCACUCGAGCGCCUUGUAUAGUGCAUUUAAACUAGAGGCUUGUGCUUUAGAUAGCCAUCAUGGCCGCACUGACGAACUCCCUCACAUUCGUUUCCCAGUUGCAAAUAACAAAUUACUUUAAUGUCGCUUGUCUAGUAUUCUGGAUAUUAGACUACUGCAUCUCAUUUGAGUUGGAAGUCCGCUGGGUAUGGGGGCGAAAGUGUGACCUUGCACGAUUUGUAUUCACGUUCUCGCGCUACUUGCCAUUUAUCAAUGUUGUCAUGACUAUCUACGGUGCGUACUUAGCUGCUGCUGUGUUUUCCUCACUGAUGGUUGAUACACGACGUCAGCCAUUGUACAGAACCCAGACAGAAACUGUAUUACCUACAACUAUGGUUGGAAUAGUAGGUUAUCUUUCUUCAAGCAUCAUUGCCCCAGAAGGUCUACUUGUCCUGCGGACCUAUGCAUUCUGGGAACAGAGCAAGAAAAUUCUGGCGUGGCUCCUUGUCUCUGGUGUGGUCUGUUUGGCAGUUGCUUUUACCUUAACAAGUGUAAUACCCAACUCUCUGAGAUCUUCAACCGCCAAAAAAUGCUUCUUUAUAAACUACAAGACCAUAGCUAUUCAAUAUGCAUUUAUAAUGCUAUAUGAGUGCUUGCUUCUUUCACUGACUGCAUAUAAAACGGCGAAGCACUACCGUGUUUCUAAGAAUGUGUUGGUCUUUGUGGUUUAUCGGGACAGCAUGAUAUACAUGGGUUGUAUUAUUGUUGUAUCUCUUGUAAAUGCUAUUGGAAUUGCCACUCUUCCGCUUGGGUAUAGCAGACUCUUUUUCUCGUUGCAGUUCUCCAUGCACAGCAUACUUGCGUCCCGUAUUCUUUUCAAUCUCCGCGAAAGUGAUGCCCGUCUGCACAAUGUUGACAAUAGCUUAUGUUGAGUACUGUCCAAUUUGAAACCCCGGCUCAGGAGGAGGAAGGCGAUAGAUAGCCAGAUAUAGUUGAUUCUGCAGAAACAAGUAUACUUUAAUACUUUUUCCCAAGCCAUAAACAAUAGAUCGGAGACUGUUGCAU
Serpula lacrymans var. lacrymans S7.9 is the source of this 1216-nucleotide messenger RNA. RefSeq lists its product as uncharacterized. Lineage: Eukaryota; Fungi; Basidiomycota; Agaricomycetes; Boletales; Serpulaceae. Bases 232 to 1083 code for a protein of 283 amino acids. The record is from RefSeq and is a predicted model, not a curated record. The transcript has 16 exons.